Molecule: messenger RNA, 978 nt
Organism: Echinostoma caproni
Lineage: Eukaryota; Metazoa; Platyhelminthes; Trematoda; Plagiorchiida; Echinostomatidae
Source: the annotation of a GenBank genome assembly
AUGUUGAAAAGAUACUCUUGCCUACUGUUUGCAGAACUACCCGAAGCGGUGAUCAAUGCCACGGAGAAUACCACCUGGGAUGUGGAAUUCUCUCUUCCAGUCCGGAAUCGCUCCGCAGGAACAUUCUCCAAUUCCUCANACGCCGAUCAGUUACUCGAAUUCCCGAAACUGACUAUUGCAGAUUUGUUGGCCUUCACCAGUCAACUGCUUUGUCAAAUCUCUCUGAACGCCUAUGUUGCUGGAUCAGUUUCUACUGAGAAUCUAUUCAAAAAAUACGUGGUUCGAUUCCUCAGUCCGGAAGACUCGUCCAAAGUGCAUAUCGAGAUACAAUUAAAACGUGUCCUAUCCGGGGAUAGCGGACAUUCUGCAAUUCAGUUAGCCAUUCGAUCAGAGGAUCCGGAGAAAGCCGAGGAGUAUUGGUUGACCAGGGCUUCCGCUUUCUGGUACAAAAUUGCCCCAGUUCUUCUGACUUCCUUGUCUGAAGACGAAUUGCAGCUGCUUCGCAAAUCCGUGCGAGACGAGUUGAGCCGAAACAAGCAAGGUCGCGAUGAGUAUAUGGCAAACAUGUGGGAAACAAUUGUCAAAUGGAAUGCUGAUUUCCACAUUUUUGAUAAAAUGAUAGAGAAAUUGAACAAAAUCACCAAAGACGAGUUGGUAAAAUUCUAUUAUAUAAAUUAUUUAGAUUUUGAACAACAACGAUCGAUUGUACUAGAGAUUUGUCCCAAUCGUUCAAAGCGGCUUGUACACAAACGUUCAUUUCGACUACAAUUUUCCCGUGCAGCUGAUGUGUUGAAUGAAGAGAUUGCCCAGUUUUUUGGGGCUAACCAUAUCGAUCCGACUCCGGGCGAGAAAUUCAAAGACAUAUUUCGGUCAAUCGAACGUUUGUAUCCGGAACGAAUGAAAACUAUUCACGAUCUGCAUGUGUUCCGUAACCAGUGUCUCAAUCGAUACCAGGAUGUGCUUAAAAAAGGAAUUUGA